This is a messenger RNA of Rhinichthys klamathensis goyatoka, 2032 nucleotides long. It is a transcript of the gene ikzf1, whose product is annotated as IKAROS family zinc finger 1 (Ikaros). The record is from RefSeq and is a predicted model, not a curated record. Lineage: Eukaryota; Metazoa; Chordata; Actinopteri; Cypriniformes; Leuciscidae. Gene Ontology annotation, biological process: regulation of transcription by RNA polymerase II. Bases 31 to 1941 code for a protein of 636 amino acids. The transcript has 9 exons. Gene Ontology annotation, molecular function: DNA-binding transcription factor activity; RNA polymerase II cis-regulatory region sequence-specific DNA binding.
UGUCCUAACCCGCCUCAUCCCAUCUCAUGCAUGGCUGCCAGUGAUGGUCUACUGGGUGUCAGCUUUUAUUGGCACGAUACAAAGCGAAGUGCCAAGCUCCGCUGCCUCGAUUCCCCGAGCAGACUCGGCCUCUGGAAUAAAAGCUUGCAAAAUGUCUCGCACGAGCACAGAGACAUAGCAAUGCUGGGCUGGAAGGAGGAAGUGCAGUGGAGAGGGGAGGGACCGCGCGCAGAGUUCCAGACUGCUGCCGCGGCGCUGAGAACUUGUGCGCAUGGAGCGGCGGGGGACAGCUGGAAGAGCUUCAUACUGCAAACUCAAGGAAUAGCAGAAUACCUGCACAGGAUGGAGACUGAGGAGGCACAGGAAAUGUCCCAGAUAACAGGAAGGGACAGCCCGACUGCUAUCGAGGGGGGAGAGGACCAAGAUGAGGCCAUGCCUGUUCCUGAGGACUUGUCAGCCAGCACUGGCCUCCAACACAACAACCGCACAGACAAACCACUGGCCUGUAAUAUAAAAGUUGAGGCUCGGAGUGACGAGGAAAACGGGCUGACCUGUGAGAUGAAUGGAGAGGCGGAGGAAUGUGCAGCCGAGGACUUGCGCGUGCUCGAUGGCUCGGGGGCCAAACUGAACGGCUCCCACGCAGGCCCCGACAGCAAGCCGGCCGCCUACCCCACGGCCGGGGGCAUCCGCCUCCCCAACGGGAAGCUGAAGUGCGAUAUCUGUGGGAUAGUUUGCAUUGGGCCCAAUGUGUUGAUGGUGCACAAGCGAAGUCACACUGAAGAAAGAAAGUCAGAUUUGGAACGACAUAAGGGGGAGAGGCCAUUCCAGUGCAACCAGUGUGGUGCUUCUUUCACUCAGAAGGGUAACCUGCUCCGACACAUCAAACUGCACUCUGGCGAGAAACCUUUCAAAUGUCACCUGUGCAACUAUGCUUGCCGCCGCAGAGACGCCCUCACCGGACACCUGCGCACGCACUCGGUUGGAAAACCUCACAAGUGUGCAUACUGCGGGCGCAGUUACAAGCAGCGGAGCUCGCUGGAGGAACAUAAGGAGAGAUGUCACAACUACCUGCAGUGCAUGGGCCUUCAGAAUAGCAUUUAUACAGUGAAGGAAGAGAACAGCCAGAAUGAGCAGAGGGAGGACAUGCCUGCAUCUGAGAGAGCCUUGGUGCUAGACAGGAUAGCUAACAAUGUAGCUAAGCGUAAGAGCUCUAUGCCCCAGAGGUUUGUGGGAGAGAAUCGUUUGUCGGAGCUGUCGUUCGAGGGCGGCUCAGGCGAGCUCAUGCAGCCUCAUGUGAUCGAUCAGGCCAUCAACAGUGCGAUUAGCUACCUGGGAGCGGAGUCCUUGCGGCCUCUGGUUCAGACCUCCCCUGGCUCCUCUGACAUGGUGGUCAGCCCUAUUUACAACCUCCACAAGACACAAUCAGCUGAAGGCAACGGCGUGUCUGCUAAAGACAGCGCCGCCGAGCACCUCCUUCUGCUGUCCAAGUCCAAAUCAGCCUCGGUCGAGAAGGACGGCUCCCCCAGCCCCAGCGGCCAGGACUCCACUGACACCGAGAGCAACGAGGAGCGGGCGGCCGGGGGAGCGACCGCAGGGGGUCUCAUCUACCUGACCAAUCACAUGGCUCCAAGUAUGCGUAACGGAGGUCUGCCCGUGGUGAAAGAAGAGCAGCAGAGGCAUUUCGAGGCCUUGCGGGCAGCAGGUAUGGAGCUGAGUAUGGCGACUCCGGAGGGGUUUAAGGUUCUGAGUGGAGAGGGAGAAGAAUUGAGGGCAUAUCGCUGCAUCCAUUGCAGAGUUUUGUUCCUGGACCACGUUAUGUACACCAUCCACAUGGGAUGCCAUGGCUUCCGAGACCCCUUCGAGUGCAACCUGUGUGGUUACCGCAGUCAGGACCGCUACGAGUUCUCAUCGCACAUCACGCGCGGAGAGCACCGCUUCUGAGUUAACACACAGAGACGUUCCACAUACACUUGACUACACGUUCACACACACACACACACACACACACACACACACGAAAAAAUUCAACAUU